This is a messenger RNA of Encephalitozoon intestinalis ATCC 50506, 1662 nucleotides long. RefSeq names its product zinc metallopeptidase. The coding region runs from base 1 to 1662 and encodes 553 amino acids. Gene Ontology annotation, molecular function: metalloendopeptidase activity. The transcript has a single exon. Lineage: Eukaryota; Fungi; Microsporidia; Unikaryonidae. The record is from RefSeq and is a predicted model, not a curated record. Gene Ontology annotation, biological process: membrane protein ectodomain proteolysis.
AUGCUUUUGUUUUCUAUGCUUUCUUUUGUAUUCUGUAAAACAGAGGAAAUAAGCCUGGAAUUUGCAGACCUUAGCGGCCAAAUGAUCCCAAUGGAAAGUGUUCCCUUGUCUUCCAGCCUCAUUAUGGUCUUUAGAGCCUUUGGAAGAGACUUCAGGCUUAAGCUGGCAGAUUCAUCCCUUGAAAUCAAUGGGACAGUCAUGAGGCAGAACCUGUGUGACUUUUCCAUUGAAUGUCUUGAUGAAGAAGAGUGCUACGGCUCAAUAUCCUUCUGUAAUUUCAUUUAUGGAUCGUUCGUAUCCUCUGGAGUUAUGUAUCGGAUCCAAUCGGGAGAAGAUGGGAGAGUCAUAAUCAAGAAACUGGGAAAUAUUUCCAUGAAUAGACAAGAGGAUUCCAAGGAGCGCAAAGAAGUGAAGAACACUAAAAAAGUUAUCAAAGUGUUUUUGAUCAACGACUUCGAUAGAGUUCAGGAGAUAGGUCCGGACAUCAAUCUUGACACAAUAGAAAUAUUCAGAAACGCAAAAGACAUAUUUGAAAGGAACAGAUGGAGCAUCGAUGGCAUCAGGCUGUCCCUGAAUGGAAUACUUAAUGUUAUAGACAAGCCUUUGAUUCCGAAAUCUUACGUUAGACUACGAGAGUUAGAAAUGAUAAAAACGAGAGACAUUGAUCCAGAAUGGAUUGAAAAAACCGAUAGUGUUGGAACACUCAGGAAAUUUAGUAGGAUCCUCAGGCCUGUAAAAGAGAAUACAAGGAUAGGGAUGCUCCUAGAGAAGUCUAAUCUUGUCCUUCUUCUUCAGACAUCCAGCAUAAAAGUGAAUGGGUUGACGUUUGUUGGAGGAAUGGGCUCUAUCACAAGGAGAUUUGGAGUUGUUAAGAUAUUGGAGUCGGACUCGUACUUCUAUAAGGGGAAGGUGCUUGCACAUGAGAUAGCACAUGGGCUGGGUGCAGAACACGAUUUGGAUAAAGGGUGUCUAAUGAGGGAGGAAGAGGGUCCGUUAGAGAAGGAAGAGAGUGCUGUCCUCAGUAACCGAAACAUAAAGCAAAUAGAAAGGUUUAUUCUGAAGAACAAGAUCCAGUUCGAUGAGAUAGACACUUGUGGAAAUGGCGUGGUUGAGGGAGAAAAAGAGUGUGACUCAGGUCUUCCAAAUGGUUCUCUUUGCUGUACUAGACAAUGCAAGUUAAGGUCUGGGGCACAGUGCGAUGACCGAAAUGGAAGAUGUUGUAAAGACUGCAGCUUACUUCCAAAAAACACAAUGUGCAAAGAAAGAUCUUCAAAUAUUCACAAGAUGAACUGUGAGGAGGGGAGUUACUGCGACGGAGAAUCCCCUAUAUGCAGAAUCAAGUAUGCUCAGGAUGGGUCUAGGCCGGUCCCAGAAGGCUUCUGCAAGAAAGGAGUAUUGCAAACAGAAGCCUUGAUGUGCGAAAGAGUAGGGAAAUUUCCCAGCACAAAGUGCUCAUCUAAGGAUGGCAGUCUCUGGUGUCUGGACCAGUACGAUGUAUGUUCUCCAGUCUUCACUUCACUUUUUUCCCCAAUAAAACUUCCGGACAUCUGGAGUCAGAAGGCUAAUACUCUAGCUGUCAUUAGAAGUAGAUCCGUAAUCUUACUGAUGAUUGUGUUGAUAAGUUUAUUGAUAACCUCUAGACUCAUUGUUCUAAGAAGAUAG